UAACACCGGGAGGCGCUAAUGAGCAGGUCUCCAACCGGAACUCAUCUCCACGUGCUGCCAGUGGCCACCGGCGGAAGAGGGUUUGUUUUGAAGCCCAGGGUUGUGUCCAGCGUGCAACUACACUUCUCCUUUCAUGUGCUCUGUAAAUGUCCCAACAACAGACAUAAUGUCAACCAUGGAAAGCCAAAUAGAAAACAGCGACCAAGAAGAAGAGCUGAAAGGGACCAAAAGAAAGAUUUCUCUCUCUAAUUGUGGUGUGUGUGGAUCAGAGGAGGCGAAAUACAGAUGUCCUGCCUGUCUUUCCCAUUCUUGCUGCUUGCUGUGUGUGAAGAAACACAAGGAAGAUUCGGGAUGCAGUGGAGUUAGAAAUAAAACUGCCUUUGUCACCCUCUCACAUUUUGAUGAAAUGACUCUUCUCAGCGAUUACCGGCUUCUGGAGGAUACAGGACGAUUUGCUGAUGGUGCCACCAGAGACAAGCUCGUCCGGACUCCUCGUUCCACUUUAAAAUCGAAGAGGUUGGCAGGCAGCGCCAGAAAAGUGAAUAUCACAUUGAGGUUCCUCCCCAUCACCUUCACGAAGAGCAGAGAAAACUCCACCGUCUUCUUCACAAAAGAAAAACUGUUUUUGUGGCACCUGAAGCUCAUCUUUCCUCAGAGCAGCUCAGAGUUCAGUCAGAGGAGGGUGUCCGACAGGCAAACCUUGGAGCAGAUCUUGACCCCUUAUAUCCACCCGACAGAGUCGGACCCUGUGAUGCGUCAAAAGUUGAAGAUGUAUGUGCACACUCCGUUUGAUCACGUCAAAGUCUUCAUGAAAGCAGAGGGGAGAAAGGCAAACUCUGUGAGGUACCAUCAGUUGGACAUUCGCAAGACCCUAAGGGACAACCUGAGCUACAAAACACUGAUUGAAUAUCCCGUGCUGCAUGUUGUACUAAGAGAUCAUUGGAAGGAUUAUCCACCGAAAGGACCAGCUGAACCUGCAUCAGCCUGCAAUAGAUUUGCAACAAAGAGGGAACGGGUGGACCGAGAGAAGGAGAGUGUGAUCCAAGUUUCACCAUCCCUACAAGGAGCUUGCACCCCGAGGGGAAGCAACAUCUGGACAGGAACCCCGGAGACCAGUCCUGAAACUGAACCCCCACAAGUGAAACGGGCCAAAAGAGAAGCGGGGAAGAAAGAUAUAGAGGAGGGAGAGAUCCUAGACAGUAGUGAUGAAGAGGAGGAGGAGAAAAGAAAUGCUGAAGCCAGUACCCCAUGUGGUAAGAGCCGUGAUGGUUCCAAAAGCCCCGCUAAUGACAUGGAGGUGAUUAAAGACAGUGUGGACGUUACUGUUGAUGAUGGUCUUAUUAAACUCGGUGACAGACGCAGGGAUCCGUGUAUAAAUGAGGUUCCACUGAUGACAAUUGAGCUGUCAGAGAAGAGUGCUGAGGUCAGUAUGACUCAGGAGGAUGCUGUGAAAUAGCCUGUUCAUACCCAUCACUGCCAUGAUGAAAAGGAGUCGGCUAAUGCUGCUGUCAGCUGUGGACUGGAAUGAUAAUGCCCAGAUAGAGGUUCAGUGCGAAAUGAAUGAGAAGGCAGACAUAUAUCUGACAGGAAGUCAUCAAUCUUGUGUCAGUGUACAGUGGACCAAUGCCACAGACUGUUGUUUUAAACGGAUUGUUUAAAGAAACGAGAGCAAUAGUUAAUACCGCUGUAUCAUUGUCGGUAAAUAUGGAAUCAUUUCAAUCUUAAUGUUUAUAAUUUCAGUUUAGCUAAUCUGUAUGGAAACAUGCUUUCUUUAAAUAAAGACCUUUUUUGGAAA
Molecule: messenger RNA, 1795 nt
Organism: Cottoperca gobio
Lineage: Eukaryota; Metazoa; Chordata; Actinopteri; Perciformes; Bovichtidae
Gene: znhit6
Product: zinc finger HIT-type containing 6
Exons: 10
Coding region: 134-1456 (440 amino acids)
Biological process (GO): snoRNA localization; maturation of LSU-rRNA from tricistronic rRNA transcript (SSU-rRNA, 5.8S rRNA, LSU-rRNA); box C/D snoRNP assembly
Cellular component (GO): pre-snoRNP complex; nucleus
Source: RefSeq, a predicted model, not a curated record